This is a messenger RNA of Hyalella azteca, 3497 nucleotides long. RefSeq lists its product as uncharacterized. NCBI's taxonomy places the organism in Eukaryota, Metazoa, Arthropoda, Malacostraca, Amphipoda, Hyalellidae. The record is from RefSeq and is a predicted model, not a curated record. Bases 401 to 1201 code for a protein of 266 amino acids. The transcript has 5 exons.
UCUACACUUCUGUGAUGCGCUGGUGAUUGUGCACCAGUAGUUCCUAGGCUAUCGAAGUGUGUAUAUAGAGCCUUUCAUACUGUACUUGAUGCGUAUAAAAUUGUUAUCGAUAAAAUUUUAUCUUGACAUUCACCAUCAAGUUUUUCAUCACAUUUGUUGUACAAUCCAGUUAAAAUAAAAUAUUUAAAUGAAUUUUUAAGGAAGCCUGUGUAGAUUUUUGCCCAGUAUUUAUAAUGCGAUUUUAGAGAUCUUCCGAAGAAGCUUAAAAGCGUGAAAACAUAUAAAAACAACAUUUACUGUGCAUCGAGAAAUCAUUCUCAAUUUGGGCGACAGGGAGAGAAUAUUGAGGAAAACUUUUAUCUCAACCUUACUGAGCUUAAAAUUUAGAACUAAAAGCGAAAUGAGCGAUCAAAACGCGUGUUGUUGCAUUCACUACAGAACAGCUGGGAUCACCGCAUCCCUGCUCUCGCUUAUAGUCACACUUUGCUGUUUUCUGCAGUUGGGGAUAGAAGAAAACUGCACGAACGAUGCAUGGCGAAUCAUGCUGCUUGUGAUGACAAGUUUGUGCAUGCCGAACGCAACAUGCAUGCUCUACUAUGGAGUCAUGAAGGAUAAGCCACAUCUGCUCAAGUUCUACUUCGGUGUUGCCGUGAUGAUAGCAUUGCUGUAUUUGCUCGCGGCAGCUCUCACCCGCGAGGAUCAAACGUGCACAAUGAUAAUCUAUGGCCCCAUCAUCGCUGUCCUGCUGCUGGUGUCAGCAGGCAUCGUGUGGAGGUGCUUCUUCAUCAUGGUCAAAGUCACAUCGAAUACCAAUUCUGCACCAGAAUCUCCACCGGCAGUCCCUGAUUCGUCCGGUUCAUUGGGUGGAGAUAAAGUUGGAGACGAUCCCCCGUCUUACCGGGACGUUGUGUACCUCAGGUCGUUUAGUUCACCGCCAGAGAAGUCUUCCUCUGUCUUCACAGUGCCUAUGCCUCACGAGAGUUAUAUGCCUUAUUCCUACGGGAGUUUGAACACACUUCCCCCGGCCUACCACUUGGCCGUGUCUCAAAUGUCCAACGAAACAAAUACAUCUCCCCCGAGUGACGUCAUACUCCGUCCGUCAGACAUCACUCUUCCCUCGCAAGUUCCUGCCGGAAAUCUUACGACUCUCUUCAACAGUUCAGAGUCGCCGCAGUCUGCCAUACAUGUUCAAAACACAUAGCUUUAGCAUAUCGAUAUUCCUUGCUGUUUGACAGUGAUAUUAGUUAUGCAUUGGGAUGCAGGCUUGUUAAAAAAUUUUAUCUUUUGUUUAUCAUUAUAACUGUAAUAAGUUUGGUAUGGCCUAUUAAUUAAGAACUAAGACACAAUUUGUAUAUGGUUAAAAAUGUAUUGUUCCUAUUGUUGCACGUCCAUUGGCAUCUUCAUAAAAAGAAGCUGCAAAUUUAUGCUUAGAAAGUUCAACGCCACGGUUGCAUUGAUAUCAUAAUAAUAUAUAUAGAAGCCAAUGCUACUACUUAAACUUCAUGCCUCAUAUUAUCAUAUUGUCAUAUGUUAUCUCAUAUUUUUAUAAUAUUUGGUGUAGGAUAAUUCCAUCUGUCAAGCGCUUGCCGCCAACGAAUAUAAUUUUUUACUGCAUUAGACUGAGCGAGAUUUAAUUUCUCAUUCGAAUCUCAUUGUUGUAUUAGACUAAUUAGAGACUGUUAAAAUGUUAAUUCUGUCUAUGUCAGUAUGAGAAGGGAAAUUUUCUAUAUUAUUUUGUAAAAUUGUGAAAUUAGUAAAUAGAAUAUUAAUUGGAGAUGCCAUGACAAUGCUAUUUCAUGAGAGUGACUGCAACGUUUCAAGUAUAAUAUGUAUUUGCGAUAGAAAUAUUAAGAUUUAUAAUAUAUAAUUUCUCAAUUUUAAAUUUCUUUACAGUCCAGGGGCACCAAUUGAUUAGGUCACGUUUCAAGAGUUUCAAUUAGGUUCUGUGGGAAUUUUUCAUAACAAAUCAAAGGCAUGCGAGUCAAAAUGAAACAGAUUUCAACUGAAAUACAUUGCGAAGGAAGUAUCAUUACCUAACUUCAACAAAAUAUCCGCUAUCCGUGAUCCCAUGGGCCAUAUCAUGUACGUUGUACGUUUACCGUACAGCGUCACCACGUGGCUGUGCUACGAAACGGCCGUAGGCUGCCCGUACGCACGACAAUACCACAGACUAUAAGCACGACCGACAUAUGUUGAAUUGUUGAUUAUCCUUUAACAGCAGCCGGCAGUCUUCGCCGCAUCGUUGUCAUUGUAUUCUCACUUCAACAGCAAUCGCAUGUUCAUCAAUUUCAUUCGUAGUUCUCUUUUCAUUGGCUUCUCCAAACGUCCCAAACUCGCCUCAUUGUCCUCAGCUCCAGACAAUAACACUGAGCCAACUCGUUUAUCACAAAUUUGUCGAUGGCCCUAAUACAGUAAAUGGCUGUCUUCAGGUCUCCGAUAGGCUUCUAAUUUCAGCAGAAACGGUACUUCUAACAAUAACUUUUUUUGGUUUUCUCGGCACUUGCUUCUAGGAAAAUACCUUGCUGUAGAUUGUCCUCAGGGCUACUUCAAUACGACGCUUGACGCCAAGAUCGGAGCAAUUUUAUACCCCGUCCCUGUCUACUGUAUAGUGCAGCCUACUGCCUAAAGAAGACGCCUCAAUGUUAAAUAUCCCUCUAUCUCUUGGCUAUAUUACAGUACACAAUUAUUAUGCAGAUACAAAACUUGACGCUUGUUGAUUUAUUGCGUGAUAUGUUGCAUUGUUGUGAGUGGAUGUUUUUCUACUUCACCUAACAACUAUAAUUAAUUUUGAGCAUUCACUGCCCUAGCUAGUACGAGUAAACACUUGGGUAAUUUAAGCCAUAGAAGACUGGGCACUUUGUCUCAAAUUCUAUUCGUCCAGUGCCUUGUAAAGGAUGAAUGUAAAAUUAUAUACGAAAUGUUUUUGGGUUACCGAUUUUCUCUUGACUCGACGUGUUAUUUGUGAGAAUGAAGAGAUCAGUGACGAAGCAUGCACUAGCGCCAUGUGUUGUCCCUCCUCCUAUAAAUGAUUUGACCCGCUGGGUUUGGUGAACCCGAUCACUGGAAGGGGAAGAAUCUGAUGAGAGAAGGUAAAGCUGACAUAGAAUGAUAGCUUACCAUGCAGAGGAGCUUCAUAUGACUUGGGUUCGUUGAUUGGCAAGAUUUGAGCCAGGUCUCGAAAUAUCAUUUUGAGCGCAGUGCUCUUGAUUCUAACAACGAUGUUCCUUCGAUCAUCUUUACAGAAGCAGGGAAGAUAAAUCCACGGAUUUAACAUGUACACCGUCUGCGGAAGUGGCAAUGGUAAGAUACCUAGAUUUGAUAAGGAUAGAAAUUCAUAAAAUUGGGAAUAUAUGUAGAACCGUUGAAGAUUUCAUAAGCCGACGGUUUGAAAACAAGCGGGUAUACGACGCCCCGCGCGGGUAGCGAAUGGGGCUAUAAAAGGAGGGAGGUAGUAGGAGAAGCAGCGCAGAGUGAAACGGCCAGCGUGCCGAGUAACA